AUGGCGGAUGUCAAGAGCAUGCUAGUCUUGGCACAAAAGGAACAUGAAGAGAGAUUAGAGGCGGCUGAAAAAGCAGGGGACAGGCCAGCCGAGAAGGAGCCUGCUGGUGCCCACGCAGACGUGCAAGCCCCACCUCCCAAGGAUGACCCGAAGCCGCUUGUCAGCGAUCGCGUCUUGCUCACAGCGCUCAUACUCAAAAAGGAUGCUGAGGCGGCAGAGUGCCGCAAGAAGAUACACGGCAUAUUGCUUGGGGUCCCGGCGGAUGACAAUGAAGACAGGCUCGCUAGGGACCUUUGUCGCAUACGAGCGGUGGAUCCGAAAAAUAAGCAUACGGAUGGAUACUGGCGGGCUGCAGAGGACGUUGAGAAAAUGCUUGACGAGGCGUAUGCCGAAUAUCGGAAAAGGGGGGAAAAGGCGGAUGGAGAGGGGAAUCGCGCUGAGCAGGCGCACGCUACAAGAGAGGGCGGAUCAUGGGGAGACGCUGUGACAGAAACCAUGCAGGUCAAGAACGCACGGCUGGCGAGAGGGAAGGGGGCUGCUUCGACAGCUGUCAUGCAAGCCCGAGAAGAGCAGCUGGAGAAUCGGAGGAAGGGCAAGUUGAUCUUCUGGUCUGAUUGCAGACCCCAAAAGGAUUUUGAGCGGAAGAUUCACUCCGAGGACGACGGCUCCGAAGCCUUCCUAGCCCUGCAACAUCAUUAUCAAGAUUUGUGCACCUUGACCGAUGACCAGCGUAAGAAGCGGCAGACCGAUGAUGAUGGAGGUGUCAUAGACCCUCGUAAGAAUGCCGAUGGAGUGCAUGCGGCGGUGGAUCUACCACUCUGGGACGUAGAGGGGAGUGACAGUCGGAUGAUGCUCUCGGAACGGGACAGGGCUGGAGGGAACCCUGGUUAUGAGAAGGUGCGCCGGGCUAGGUUGGAGAAAGCCUUGAGAGUCCUCCUCGAUGAUCGCACGGCGAAGGAUGGCAAAGUGAGAGAUAUGGAUGAAAUCCUCAAGGAUAUGGCGGAUAUGGAGGACAAGGAGGACAGCAACCGAGUGCUGUUCUGGCAGAAGGUCAAUGGGCAAUAG
Dioszegia hungarica is the source of this 1065-nucleotide messenger RNA. RefSeq lists its product as uncharacterized. NCBI's taxonomy places the organism in Eukaryota, Fungi, Basidiomycota, Tremellomycetes, Tremellales, Bulleribasidiaceae. The record is from RefSeq and is a predicted model, not a curated record. The transcript is spliced from 5 exons. Bases 1 to 1065 code for a protein of 354 amino acids.